Molecule: messenger RNA, 1613 nt
Organism: Lycium ferocissimum
Lineage: Eukaryota; Viridiplantae; Streptophyta; Magnoliopsida; Solanales; Solanaceae
Product: zinc finger BED domain-containing protein DAYSLEEPER-like
Exons: 2
Coding region: 106-774 (222 amino acids)
Molecular function (GO): DNA binding
Source: RefSeq, a predicted model, not a curated record
UCGGCAAGAACAAGAAGCUUUAAGAAAUGUUGUGAAGUUCAAAAGGUGGGAUGUGCUAAAACAUUAAUUCUAGAUGUGCCUACUAGGUGGAAUUCCACCUACGCGAUGUUGAACACGGCACAAAAUUUUGAGAAGGCAUUUGAUAGGUUUGAUUUUUUUGAUGAGAAUUUUAAAACUUAUCUUGCUACUCAUGUUUGUGAAGAUGGAAGUGUCGCAGGUACGCUUGAAUGUGAUGAUUGGGUGAAUGUAAGGAAUGUGAUAAAGUUUCUUGAAAGAUUUUACGAGCUCACCGUAAAGGCUUCAGGUUCACAUUAUGUUACUUCUAAUGUUCAUUUUGAGGACAUAUGUGAGCUUGAUGCACAUUUGAAAGCGUGUGUAGCAACUGAAGAUCUUAGUUUGAGUAACAUGGCUGAGCGGAUGAGAGAAAAGUUUAGGAAGUAUUGGGGUGAUCCUGAAAAGAUGAACAAAAUGAUUUUUAUUUCUUCCGUAUUGGAUCCUCGCAAUAAGUUUGUGUAUGUUAGCUUUGCACUUGAAGAGCUAUUUGGGGAGGAAGUUGGAAAGAAAGUAAGCGAAGGAGUGUACGAUUAUAUGAAAUCUUUGUUUGGAGAGUAUCUAAAAAAUUAUUCAAGAGCAUCUCAUCAUCAAUUGUAUCCUUCUGUAUCUACUUCAUCUCAUGAUACAUCUGAUGUAACUUCUAGUUCCGGGUCCUCUUCAAGUGUGAAAUCAAAUGCUUUGAGAACUAAGCUUCACUUGAAGAAACAAAAGGAAGAUUAAGGAAGUGGGUGUGCUAAAUCCGAGUUGGAUAAAUACAUUGGUGAAGAACAAGAGCCAAUAGAUGAAAGUGAAACCGCUGUUGAGUUUAGUAUCUUAGGUUGGUGGAAAGUUAAUGCUCCUAGAUUUCCUGUUCUUUCAGAGUUGGCUUGUGAUGUGUUGGCUAUUCCGAUUUCUAGUGUGGCAUCGGAAUGUGCAUUUAGUACCGGUGGUCGUGUACUUGAUUCAUUUAGAAGUUCGUUGACUCCUAAAUGUGUGCAAUCUCUUAUUUGUGUUCAAGAUUGGCUUAGGAAAGAGACUAAAUCUGUUAGUGUGGAAGAAAGUUUGGAUCAUCUUGAGGAACUUGAACUUGACAUGGCAAAUAGUGGAAGAGAUCCUUGCAUUGUUGAUGUAUGAUUGCAAUUUGCUUCUUUGUUACUAGUGGUAAGUUCAAUACUUUAUUUUGUAGUUUUGUUCUUUUAUCUUGAAAGUUAUAUUCUAACUUUUGGUUUUAUCUAUUUUUUGUUAUUUUCAAGUUCAAUCAUGCCUUCUAGAGCUCGCUCACAAGUUUGGGAACAUUUUGUGAUGGUUCAAGACAAUGAAGAAGGGCGUAAAGCUAGGUGCUUAACAUGCGGUGCGAUACUUAAUUGUCAUAGAGCAAAUGGCACAUCUAGCUUAAUGAAGCAUAUUGAGAGAUGUCUUGAAGAUAGGCGGAUUCACCUUCAACUUUAAGCUUAUGUUUUGAAUUUGGUGAAUUUCGGACUUAAUUAUGAUUGUUAUGUGAGACGAUGGAUUUAACACUUAGUGUUACAACUUAUGUUUUGUAUUUGGAGCUAAAAUUUAGGACAUUUAUGUUGUUUGGC